AAGUCCUGAUGGCUCAGAAUCUGUCUGUAGAAAUUCUUCAAUUUGUUGGGGGAUUAGGCAUAGACAUGUCAUUUAUUUAUUUAUUUUUGUAAAAAGUCCCUUUGAUAGGGACCUGGAAUUUUUUUUUUUAAGGCCCUUUUGAGAUUGUACAGUCAGGGUUGGGAAGUGUUUCCCUAGAUAGAGGUUUCUACUUUGGCACAUACUAUAGUCUCUUCAGGAACUUAAACAUACUGAUAUGUGCGUCUGAUCCUUGGGAUUCUGACUUCAUUGAUCUGGGAUGAGGCUAGACUUCAAAGACAUUCUAACACGUGGCCUGAGCUGAGAACCAGUGCAAUAGGUUAAACAUUUAAUUUGGCAUAGGAGAAGCUGAGGUCCAGAGCUGAGAUUGUGUUGUGCAAGGUCAAAUAGCACAUGACUGAAUGAAGAAUACUGCUUGUCUCACACGGGGCACAGAACUCUAGACUCCUUUACUUGUAUCUCUGAUUGGUAACUUCCAUACGGAUGAGCUCAUCUCAUCCCCCCAACUCCUGGUAAGUAGGGGGCAGUCACCACCCACAUUUCAUGGAUGAGGAUAUUGAGGAACAAAACUGUCCAGAUAGGGGUUGGAGGUGUGGCGGAAGUGGUAGAGCACUAGCAAGUGUAAGACCCUGAGUUCAAGCCCUAGUACUGCCCUGAAUCCCAAAAACAAAACAAAAAAAACUGUCCAGAUGGACAGGGGAGGUAAUUCAGUGAUUGGCUUGAGCCUAACAUGCAGAAGGCCCUGGGUUUGAUCACCAGCAUUGAAAAACACAAAAACAAAAACAAAAAAAACAACCAAUCAACCAGAUAAACUGUCCAGAUAACUUGCCCAAGGUAAGGGCAAGAGCCUAGAACACCCUGGGCCUGCUCUUUUCACACCCAUCCAUUGUCAUAUAGGUUCUAGAAUGAACAGGUCAGUGCUGUGACGUAAGUCCCAGGUGUACGGGGAGGGACUAUGAGGUGGUACUCCAGAAGGGUGGAGAGGGCAGGGUAAGAGGCUUAGGACUGUUCAGGGAGACCAUGUCCUAUUUCAUGUCUCCACAAACCCAGCGGGGUCUUCUGCCUUCUGGCCCAGGUGGGGCUGCUUCUGCUGGUUCAUCCGUUGGCCUCUAUAGUCCUGCAGAGCCAGUGGUGGUGGCCUCUGGUGGACUAGGCCCACUGAGCCAGAAAACCGAGCAGGUGAUACCUGCUGCCCAAGCCUGGGGCCCUGCCCUGGCAGUAGCUGAAACCAGGGGCUGCCCUGGGAACACUAGCUGGGAGACACUGCGGAGAAAGGAGUACAGCCGAUACUGCCCCAAAUUCCCCACCAUGAGGCAGCCAGAGAGCUUGGGCUGGGAGGAUGGCUGCUCCAGAGCCAGGGCACCACCCCGCCCGGGUGGCCCCAGCACGUCUGGACCCCUGCUGCUGUGGGGGCUGUCACCAGGGGUUCUGCCAAGGCCUUCUGAGGCAGGGGGGAAGGAGGCCAGCUCCCAGCCUGACAUCUGCAUCCUCACUCUGGCCAUGAUGAUCGCUGGCAUCCCCACUGUGCCCGUCCCAGGCCUGCGGGAAGAGGACCUGAUCCGGGCAGCUCAAGCUUUCAUGAUGGCCCAUCCGGAGCCAGAGAGUGCUAUGGAGGGGGCACGGUGGGAGCAGGCACGUGCCCACGCGGUCUCUGGGCAGGUGCCCCUAGUGAGAUGCAGGAGGGGCCAGCCUCCUGGCUCUUGCUUGUAGCUGGAUGAAAUAG
Messenger RNA from Castor canadensis (American beaver), 1741 nucleotides. RefSeq names its product spermatogenesis associated 25 (gene Spata25). Gene Ontology annotation, biological process: spermatogenesis. NCBI's taxonomy places the organism in Eukaryota, Metazoa, Chordata, Mammalia, Rodentia, Castoridae. The record is from RefSeq and is a predicted model, not a curated record.